Messenger RNA from Oldenlandia corymbosa var. corymbosa, 738 nucleotides. The record is from the annotation of a GenBank genome assembly. NCBI's taxonomy places the organism in Eukaryota, Viridiplantae, Streptophyta, Magnoliopsida, Gentianales, Rubiaceae.
AUGGCAAGAAACCAGCGAUUGGAAUCGACCUGGGGACGACGUACUCGUGUGUCGGGCACUAGGGUUGAGAUCAUAACAAAUGACCAAGGCAACAGAACUACCCGGUCUUAUGUAGCUUUUACCGAUGAAGAGCGUCUUGUUGGCGAUGCAGCUUUCAACCAAGUUGGGCUGAAUCCCGUCAACACUGUCUUUGAUGCAGUCAUCACUGUCCCUGCCUAUUUCAAUUAUUUGCAACGCGCAACGUCGGAUGCAGGAGAGAUUGCGGGUAUUAAUUUGUUAAGUAUCCUCGGCGAACCAACCGCAGCUGCCAUUGCCUACAGUGUUGACAAUCAGUUUAGCAUCGCAAAUAAGCGGAACCUUCUAAUCUUUGAUCUCGGGGGCGGUACCCUUGAUGUUUCAGCUCUCACCGUUGAAAAGGGUCGGAUUGAAGUCAAAGCUAUUGCUGGUGAUUCUCACCUUGGUGGGGAAGACUUUGACAAUAGGUUGGUGAACCACUUCAUCAUGGAAUUGAGAUUGAUUCAUUGUUUGAAGGUAUUGACUUCUCAGAACCAAUUACCCGGGAUUCCACGAGUUCAGCAAAUGCUGCAAGAUUUGCUAAAUGGGAAGGAGCCUUGCAGAAACAUCAACCCGGAUGAAACUGUUGCUUACGGCGCAGCUGUUCAGGCCGCAUUCUUGAGCGGCCAGUGCAAUGCAAAGAUUAGGAGCUUGUACUUGUGGAAGUUACCCCAUUAUCCCUAG